AUGGCAAGCUUGCCUCCAAGCGAAAUCCAAUAUGAAGAAGCACACAUCCACCAAAGUCAGCAGGCUGCUGCCUAUGGUGUCCCCAUUGCCUUCUUCAUCUUAGCAGUAUGCUUCAUUUGCAUACGGUUAGUAUCGAGAGGAAUGCAUCGAGCCAAGUUUGCUCUCGAUGAUUACCUGGCUCUAGCAGGCAUUCUAGCACUCAUACCAUUCAUGGCAGCAACAUUGGGAGAGGUUAAGAAUGGCAUUGGGAAGCAUAUAUUAUCCUUGACGCAAAAAGAACAGGUGAUGCAAGCCAAGUGGGAGGUUGUGAAUAUAUAUUCGUACACUACCUCCAUCGCCUUCAUCAAGCUGUCAAUCCUGGCUCUGCUUUCUCGGAUUUUUGACGUUUACAAUUGUGGUUUUCGUAUUGCUAUCUGGAUACUCACGGUGUGGAUGAUCUUUUGGGCAAUCGCAUUGUACUUUGCCUAUGGUUUCCAGUGUCAACCAUUUUCACGAAACUGGAGCCUCACAGACCCGUGCCGGUCGAGUUUCCGAUUGGAUUAUUCAGCCUCAAUACUCAACGCUGUUCACGACGUGCUACUCUUUUGUCUCCCUCAGCCGCUCAUUUGGAGGCUUCAGCUCCCCUUCAAGAAGAAACUAGCUGUUAGCGUGACCUUCUUUAUUGGAUUUGUUGCUACCCUGAUGGGAAUAUUGAAGAUCGCUUACGUCCAGGGCGCACCUGGAUCACCACACAAGAUUGAUUUCACAUACACCACUGUACCGGCCCUCAUCUUCAACGCCCUGGAACCCCUUCUAGCUGUUAUUUGCUCCUGCCUUCCCUCGACACCUUUAUUCUUUCGGCAAGUCCACCUUGAAGGCUUCUCACGGAUCACUUCGCUGCUCCGGUCGGUGCGCUCGAAGAAAUCACAGCUCUUCGAAUCACCUUCUGGGCUUUCUGACCCACGCACCGGAUCUGAGCCAUCCUGGGCUCGGCUCCCUGGCAGCCAAAACGAUCACAGUACGCGGAACAUCUAUAUCAAGCACGACAUUAGCGUCGAUGCCUCUCAUGGCAGCGGUGAGCAUAUUGUGUUGCAGAAGUGGACUUCAGACCAACAGAAAUUGGGAGCAAAUAUCGUUUGA
Molecule: messenger RNA, 1119 nt
Organism: Rasamsonia emersonii CBS 393.64
Lineage: Eukaryota; Fungi; Ascomycota; Eurotiomycetes; Eurotiales; Trichocomaceae
Product: Integral membrane protein Pth11-like protein
Exons: 6
Coding region: 1-1119 (372 amino acids)
Source: RefSeq, a predicted model, not a curated record